GCUUCGAUGACUUGGAAGGCCCGAAAAUCUGCAGCUAAGAGCCCGCUAGUUUCAGGAAAAGGAGCGCAAGGGAGGGAGUCGUUUCCUUCACCGCCAUUUUGUGAUAACAAGGAGCCGAAAACAGAGCCAAUAUUUGCAUGCUGCCAGGCUGAACAUAAAGGAAAUAUUGUUGCCUCGCGUUGUAAUUUCACAGCCUUUAUUUAUAUUUGCUCGUGAAUGCUAAAUGUUAUUAGCACCGCAGAGUUAACCUCGGUUCGCUUAUUUCUGGUCCCUCGGCAUCGUUGCUGCCACACCAGCUAACAGUGGGCACGACAGCUCUUAUUGACCGGUAACGUUAACUUUUACUCGGUCCACCGUGUGGUUUACGUGAGCUGCAUGUAUUCCUCGUACACUAAAGCAUUCUUCGCAAGUUUGCAAACUUACCCUACAUGUCAUAUUGUAGUGCGACGCGUUAUUGCUUUAAAAAUGAUGUUGCAGCGGCUUCUACACGCGACACCAAGCUGUGCUUUAAUCACCAUUUCUCUCUCAUACUUGUAGAGUUCACAAUGACCAACGAGGAGCCUCUACCCAAGAAGGUUCGCCUCAGUGAGUCUGACAUGAAGACCCUGACCAGAGAGGAGUUGUGCACGAGGUGGAAACAGCAUGAAGCGUAUGUCCAGGUCCUGGAGGCCAAAUAUACAGAGCUAUGUUCCAAUGACGUGACGGUGCUGAAGGAGUCCGAGGAGAAGCUCAAGCAGCAGCAGCAGCAGGAGUCUGCGCGCAGGGAGAACAUCUUGGUCAUGAGGCUUGCCACCAAGGAGCAGGAAAUGCAAGAAUGCACCACCCAGAUCCAGUACCUCAAGCAAGUCCAGCAGCCGAGUGCAGCCCAGCUGCGGUCGUCCAUGGUGGACCCCGCCAUCAACUUGUUUUUCCUCAAAAUGAAGGCUGAACUAGAACAGACUAAAGACAAACUGGAGCAGGCCCAAAAUGAACUGAGUGCCUGGAAAUUUACACCUGAUAGCCAGACGGGGAAGAAACUGAUGGCCAAGUGUCGAAUGCUGAUUCAGGAAAACCAGGAGCUGGGUCGGCAGAUGUCCCAGGGACGCAUCGCCCAGCUGGAGGCCGAGUUGGCCCUGCAGAAGAAGUACAGCGAGGAGCUCAAGAGCAGCCAAGACGAGCUGAAUGACUUCAUCAUCCAGCUAGACGAGGAGGUGGAGGGGAUGCAGAGCACCAUCCUCGUCCUGCAGCAGCAGUUGAAAGACUCCCGUCAGCAGCUGACUCAGACCCAGGGGGCGUUGAGCGGAGCCGGGCCCAGCAGGACUUCACCCGCCGCCUCCUGCUCGUCCGCCGAACCGUCCGCCCAGCCCGAGCAGGCCAGCACGCCUUCCGAACCGAUGGGCAAAGACUACGGGAGGGUCUCCAACGGACCGAGCAAUGGCAACUCGUCCCAGAGAAGCGAGACCACCACGCCCAGCCUGUACCGGGAGGUCAGCAGCACCGAGGAAGACUUUCCCAUGUCCCCCGUGGUUUCCAGCCCCGGCGAGACCGAGACCAAACUGUCCAACCACUCGGAGGAGGCGUCAGGGAGUCAGACCGCCGCCGGGAGAGUUGGAGGACCUGUGGGUUUCGGGAGCCAGCUGAGCGCAGGGUACGAGAGCGUAGACUCUCCGACAGGCAGCGAGACGUCAUUGACUCAGCACUCGAACGACACAGACUCCACCGCCGACACCCACGAGGACAAGGCCGCCCUGUUGACCAAGGGCACCAGGACUGCAGGGUCACGGCACACUCAGAACGGCCUGGACUCCAGCACGAGCGACAGCGCGGUUUUGUAAUGUACUUUGACAUGUACCGUCUUUUCCUUUUUUUUUUUUUAUACAAUAUACAAAACAAGGCAACAAAUGCAUAGUCGGUAACAAAACGCGGCUGUCCCAAGACAUUUUGUUUUCCCCCUCCUCCCCUCGCCUAUCGUGAUGCCUCUGUCACAUUUGUGUUGCUAAACAGGGAUAUAACCGGUAUGGGUUAAUGUUAGAUUUGAAUUGAGUGGAUGUAUGAUUUAAAGCUAGUACGUUUCAUUCUGCUGUUUCUUUGAGCAUGUCUAUGCUGUUCUCAUUUGAGCUCUUGACACUGAAAUCAGGCAUCUGGUGUUUGUAACUCAUCGUCAAAAGUCAGUAAGUAUCACUGAAUUACAGUAGCUUCGCAAUGUUCACGGUCCUUUUUAGAUGUUGGCCUGUGUUGUUUUUUUCUUUUUUAAUGCAAUUUUAAUUUUUCAUUGACAAAAAAAUUCUGUUCAAAAGACUGUUGAAUUGUGAGUAGUUUAUUUGCGAUGUUCAUAUUAUUCUGACUUCAGUCCUUUUCAUGUACUGACCAAAUACCAAUAAAGAUUUUUAAUACU
Molecule: messenger RNA, 2374 nt
Organism: Anarrhichthys ocellatus (wolf-eel)
Lineage: Eukaryota; Metazoa; Chordata; Actinopteri; Perciformes; Anarhichadidae
Gene: wtap
Product: WT1 associated protein
Exons: 7
Coding region: 429-1814 (461 amino acids)
Biological process (GO): regulation of alternative mRNA splicing, via spliceosome; mRNA modification
Cellular component (GO): nucleus
Source: RefSeq, a predicted model, not a curated record